This is a messenger RNA of Giardia duodenalis, 1338 nucleotides long. RefSeq names its product Ankyrin repeat protein 1. The record is from RefSeq and is a predicted model, not a curated record. Bases 1 to 1338 code for a protein of 445 amino acids. Lineage: Eukaryota; Fornicata; Diplomonadida; Hexamitidae. The transcript has a single exon. Gene Ontology annotation, molecular function: protein binding.
AUGCCGCAAGAUCUGCAAAUUAUUCCUUUAGUUUCUUGUUCUUCUGAGGACUUAACACAGUCGAUGGACCUGUGCCGGCGCCUGCGACUACUAAUGGGGUUGAACCAUAAAUGUCUAAACAGGAUACUCAGUGUUAAAUUUGUGCAGGACAUGGCUGUUUGCGAGAUUGAAAAGAAGCACUCUGUUUCUCUCCAGGAUAUUAUUGAUGAGGCAGCCCUUACUAUUUGUCCCAUUUCAAAGCUGCUCAUCUACUCCGUGUUUCUUGAUCUUUUGGGGCUCGCUACGUACUUAUUUACGAUCACAGACGAUCCUGACGUUUUCGCGAUGCUUACCGAUUGCCUCUCUGCCUCCUUGAUUGCUGUGGAUGACUAUGGAUAUUCAUCGAUAUCACUGAUACAAGGGUUAAGAUGCCUCCCUGCUCUCAGAUCCAACCGCAUAGAGACACGCGCAGUAUAUGGUAGGCUCCUUCUAGAUAAGUUGGCAUCUAUAUUACAAAGCAUGUUCCUGGCCCAUGCUUCUGCUACUAAGGAGCGAGACCUUGUCCGGAGGUACCUAUCUAAAAAGAGCACAUCAUUUUCGCCGACAGGAGAAGAGCUAAUUCUUGACUUUGCAUUUCGGCCAUCUAAGUAUACUUUGGUCAAGAGCGAUAGCCAAGAUCAGGUACUGUACAGGAAUCCUCGGAUUGCGGAAGUCCAAGCAGCAAUUGAUUACUUCAGGGGACUUAAGCGAGAUGUCUGUGGGGAAACACCCUUGAUGCAAACCAUUUCUGAAGGUGGUUGCUCUGAUGCUUCAAGGAACACUCUAUGUGUUGAUUACAGUACGACACGCUUUGUGGCCAGAAAUGGGCACACGGCUUUAUUUAUAGCAGUACUGAAGAAUUGUGCUCCUGCUGUUGAAAAGCUGCGGAUCUAUGAGGCUAGAAUGCGUCUAGCUUCCUCGGUCACCAUCUGUGGUCACUUACUAAGCCACAUCACAGCCCUCCACUUAGCAGUCUCUCUGCAUCGACACGAAAUAAUAGAAUUACUUGCGCCUUACGAGGCUAUGCUUCAGGAUACGCUGAUGCAUUUUACGCCUUUGCACAUCGCAGCUUUUACAGGGGACUUACAUGCAAUACGACUCCUAUUACCUUACGCAGCGGGUAUACCAGAUAAGAAUGGAUGGACAGCCCUUGUAUGGUGUGCUUACCUUGAUAACAAAUGCAGCCUUUGUGAGCUUCUUUCAUUGGAGGGCACCGAGAAGACUUUAAGGUUGGCACUACAUGCCGCUACAUCUGUAAAGAGCACUGUUUGUAGUACUUUCCUUAAUACUAUAUUUGCUCACCUGUCUAUGCCUACCUGA